UCCCAGCAGUCUUAGCCCCACAGUGCCGUAAACGACACGCCUAGUCGCAAAGCUGAACGGUGACGUUUGCAAAUCUGAUGUUUGUGCUUUGUGGCUGUUUGCAGGAAACGCCACAUUCUCAAACAACAAAACACAAGGUUUAUUCAGAAGAAAUGUCGACGUUAGGAUAUUAAAAAGAAAAUCCGGGACGCUUGACGCGGAUUCACGCUUACUGGCUUCAAACCUGCUACCUGGAGGCCUGUUGUGAGAGGAAAUCCCCGGACUGAACUGCGACUCCAGGCCGGUCUGAGAGGACAUGCCACCGGAGAGAAAGCUGUUCAUAGCUCGCCUUUCUUCGCGUGUUUUACCCCUAAAACAAACGGCUUGCCAUUUCCGAAGCGUUUACAACUGAGGACUCGAAUCCGGCAGGAUGAACCGUUACCUGCCAGUGGCACGGCAGCACUUUUUGAGUGCACUCGCAAGCACGAGCGUGGUGGUCAAGUCCAUAUGUGCCACAGUGAUCCUGAUGUACCUGCUCUCCUGGGCUGCUAACACCCCUUACCUGCUUGGCGUCACACCUGGCUUCCUUUUCCCACCAAACUUCUGGAUUUGGACGCUUCUGACCCAUGCAGUGGUGGAGCAACACAUUCUCGGCGUGGCGGUGAACAUUGCUACUGUGAUGGUUGCUGGACGGCUUUUGGAGCCAUUAUGGGGAGCGCUGGAGCUGCUGAUCUUCUUCGCUGUGGUAAACGUAGCAGCCGGUCUCCUGUCUGGACUCUCUUAUCUUCUCACCUACGCUGCCACCUUUGACCUGGACUACCUGUUUGCUGUGCGGGUGUAUGGUGCACCCGCUUUUCUGGGGGGCAUUCUUGUAGCACUGAAGCAGACUGCGGGAGACACAACAGUGCUUCGAGUUCCUCAAGUACGUUUGAAAGCCGCCCCGGCGCUAGCUUUACUAGCAAUAGCCGUCCUGCGGCUUGCAGGACUGCUGGACACUUCAGCUCCACUAGCAGCAUGCGGGUACGGCACUCUGUCCGGGUGGGUUUACCUGCGCUUCUACCAGAGGCACUCUAGGGGGCGUGGAGACAUGUCAGACCACUUUGCCUUCGCCUCCUUCUUCCCAGAGGCACUCCAGCCGGCUGUUGGCUUUGCAGCUGGGCUUGUGCACGCUGCCCUUGUGAAGAUAAAAGUUUGUCGUAAGAUGGUGAAGCGAUAUGAUGUCGGGGCUCCAUCCUCCAUCACCAUCAGCCUACCAGGCACAGACCCACAAGAUGCAGAAAGGCGGAGGCAACUUGCUUUGAAAGCUUUGAAUGAGCGUCUGAAGCGUGUGGAAGACCAGUCGGCUUGGCCCAGCAUGGAAGACGAUGAGGAGGAGGAUGAAGAUGAGGAGGUGCGAACAGACACUCCUCUCCUUUCAAGCCGAGAGACUUUGCCACCAGCACCCAGCACCACACAAAAUCCUACGGGACAACAGGAGUCCAGCAUCAUAAGUUUUGAAGAUGCUCCGAUCCAUUCCUAACACGAAAAGACACGCACACAAUCCUUGUUUUUGUCCUGCAGAGUUCAGUUUAUCCUUACAAUCACAAACGCUACUGGAGACAUCUCGCACAAACACACACGCAUUAUCUUGGUAAUGUUUUACAUAGUUGCCACUAAAUGAACACAUUACCUAAACUAAAUGACAAAGACAUCCAUACUCAGUUUUUCAGCUGUA
Molecule: messenger RNA, 1693 nt
Organism: Sinocyclocheilus anshuiensis
Lineage: Eukaryota; Metazoa; Chordata; Actinopteri; Cypriniformes; Cyprinidae
Product: transmembrane protein 115-like
Exons: 3
Coding region: 410-1498 (362 amino acids)
Biological process (GO): retrograde vesicle-mediated transport, Golgi to endoplasmic reticulum
Cellular component (GO): membrane; Golgi apparatus
Source: RefSeq, a predicted model, not a curated record